AUGCCAUAUUUUUCCUCACUCGUCCGCAUUUGUUCUCACUCGGUGGUGGAGUUAAGAUCGUUUCGGGUGGUGUAUGAGCUCACUUGGAGUGUCUGGGACGCUUCUUUCUUUAUUCCAAGCAGCACUUUCCUUUCUCGCUGAAAAGAAUUCACUAAAUUUCAAUGAAAUAAAACACGAGCACCAAGGUGGUAGCACGGAGAUGGCUUUUUGAAAAUUUUAUAACUAUGAGUGCAGCAUUCUUGUGCAGUGAGAGUUGGUGGAAAUAAAUUGGGUGAAAUUACAUUGGGGUGCACGUCUUGAGUAUUUCUUCGUCUUACCGGUGCGAACCCCACCGUGCGCAUAUAUAUAAACCAACGGGUUUUCUUACAACACGGGAGGUAGGGGUUCGACACGGGUGCAGUGAAAGCAGUGAGUGGCUUUAUUCCUUCGGGAAACGAGGGGGAAAAAGUGAAGGGAAAAAAGUAUACAACCCCGAGUGAUGUAUAGACAAUUGCAUUAUAAAAAAUUCACAAAGCUCUGAAUGCACCCCGAAUAGACUGCAUAAAAUUGCAUAGAGAGAAGUUUCAGCCACCACUUAACCUUGUCAGUCGACUUCCUCCAAGCAAUGGAUGUACAUGGGGGUAUGAAUUUUCACCAAGCAACACAUGAGCUGGCAGAUGAUGAUUCAACCUUUGAGGAAUUCUAUCGUAAUUCAGUGAUACUGAUCACGGGUGGUACGGGAUUCCUUGGUAAGGUGCUGGUAGAGAAACUCCUGAGAAAAUUUCCAAUUAAGCGGAUAUACCUUCUCAUAAGGAGGAAAAACAACAUGACGGCACAAGAGAGACUCGAGAGGCUCUUCCAAGAGGAGCUCUUCAUAAAACUUCGUGGAGAGAAUCCCGAAUUUGGAGAGAAAGUUGUUCCUAUCGCUGCUGAUUAUGAAGCAUUUGAUCUGGAUAUUGCUGAGGAAGACAAAUUGACUUUGGUCAAUGAGGUGGAAAUUGUCUUCAAUAUUGUGGCAUCGGUGAAGUUUAACGAAAAACUGCGAGACGCCAUGGGAAUAAAUGUGUUGGGCACGAAGAAAGUUCUUGAAUUAUCUCAGCAAAUGCAGUGUCUGAAAUCGUUCCUGCAUAUAUCGACGCUCUACUCGAGCUGCCAGCGCAAAUACGUGGGUGAGCGGUGCUACAGCCCCAAAAUCACGUACGAGCAAGUGAUACAAAUAGACCGAAUCGCUGAUAACGACACUUUCGAAGCCAUCCAGCACUGCCUCAUUGGAGAGAUGCCAAAUACCUACACAGUGACCAAGAGAUGGGCAGAGAAUUUGGUGAAUCACGUGGCUUAUGGGAUGCCAGCGGGUAUCUUCCGGCCACCAAUUGUUGUUUCGAUCUAUAAAGACCCACUCCCCGGGUGGAUGGACAAUCUCAAUGGACCAGGCAUCAUAGUAGUUGGCAGCGUAAGAGGAUUCAUUCACUGCAUUUAUGGAGAUAAAUUACAAAAAGCCAACAUUAUGCCUGCAGAUUAUUGUAUCAACGCCAUGGUGGUUGCAGCUUGGGACACUCACAGGCGAUAUCGCAACCGGAUGGUGCAGCAAAUCGAAUUGCCAGUUUACAACUUUAUCUACGAGAAGAAUAAUUUAAGCUGGGAGAAAUAUAUGCAUCUGGCAUCGAAGGGAUUACACGAGCCGCUUGAUAAAGCCCUCUGGUAUUAUUCUUACUUCAUUGUAAAGAAUAGGGUGCUCUAUAAGAUUGGAGCUUUUCUACUACAUACCAUUCCUGCGUAUGUUUUGGACUUUUUAUUAUUGAUUGCUGGAAAGAAAAGAACAUUUAUCAAAGCAUACAGAAAGAUUGAAAUAAUUCUGGAGAUUAUGUCAUAUUUUGGGCUACGUGACUGGAAAUUUUCAAAUGACAACAUUCGUUACAUGAACCAGUUGAUUUCCCACCGCAAUCGCCAGCACUACAGCUUGGACUUUGAGAUGGAGCACAUCAAUUGGGAUGAGUACUUUCGUCACUAUAUCCCGGGAAUUAGGAAAUUUCACUUCAGAGAAGAUCCCGGAAAUGUCAGGAAGGCUCGUGUUCACUACAAACAUCUCUAUGUCCUACAUAAACUCUCAAAGAUCUCAUUCUGGUCACUGAUUCUCUACCUUCUUGUGAAACAAUUUAGUCGUGCCUUUGAAAAGCUCAUUGUCGCUUGAUUGCACUAUAUUUGUCCUGCUGAAUCCAUCAUUUUAUACUGUAUGUGUGGCUUUUGAUACAUAUAAAACAGUCAAUAAAUGGAAGUGGAUAAAAUAAA
This is a messenger RNA of Lutzomyia longipalpis, 2265 nucleotides long. Its product is annotated as fatty acyl-CoA reductase wat. The record is from RefSeq and is a predicted model, not a curated record. The transcript is spliced from 9 exons. Gene Ontology annotation, cellular component: peroxisome. Gene Ontology annotation, biological process: long-chain fatty-acyl-CoA metabolic process. Gene Ontology annotation, molecular function: alcohol-forming very long-chain fatty acyl-CoA reductase (NADP+) activity. NCBI's taxonomy places the organism in Eukaryota, Metazoa, Arthropoda, Insecta, Diptera, Psychodidae. The coding region runs from base 605 to 2167 and encodes 520 amino acids.